Molecule: messenger RNA, 2402 nt
Organism: Caretta caretta (loggerhead turtle)
Lineage: Eukaryota; Metazoa; Chordata; Testudines; Cheloniidae
Gene: NAT9
Product: N-acetyltransferase 9
Molecular function (GO): N-acetyltransferase activity
Source: RefSeq, a predicted model, not a curated record
CACCGCGCAGCGGUAAGAUCUUCCGCACGCGUAACGAGGCCAACCCUAGCCCCUGCUCCGCCGAUUGGAUGCGCUGGAUCACGUGCGGGAGCGCGGAGCCGUGCGGCCGCACUCGACUCGGUGGCAUGCGCCCUAGGUUAGAGACUAUGAAGAUUAACCAGAACACAGUCUUACAGGGGAAAAAGGUGACCCUGGUACCAUACACCUCUGCUCAUGUAUGCCGGUACCACGAGUGGAUGAAAUCGGAGGAGCUACAGCGACUGACCGCAUCUGAGCCACUGAGCCUGGAGCAGGAGUAUGAGAUGCAGCGCAGCUGGCAGGAGGAUGCAGAUAAAUGCACGUUUAUUGUACUGGAGACUGAGAGGUGGUCUGGGCAAGCAGGUACCGAGGAGGACUGCAUGGUGGGGGAUGUGAACCUGUUCCUCACAGAUAUGGAAGAUCCAACAGUGGGGGAGAUAGAAGUCAUGAUUGCAGAGCCCAGCUGCCGUGGCCGAGGGUUUGGCAAGGAGACAACUCUGAUUAUGAUGUUUUAUGGAGUAACAAAGCUGGGAAUUACCAAAUUUGAGGCUAAGGUUGGACAGGAAAAUGAAGCUAGUAUCUGCAUGUUCAAAAAGCUUAAUUUUAAGGAGGUUGCCGUGAACAGGAUCUUCCAGGAGGUGACAUUGAGACUGGAUGUGAAUGAGCAGCAGAAACAGUGGCUCCUGGAGCAAACUAACCACGUGGAGGAGAAACACUAUAGUGUGAACCUACAGACUCGUGCCUCUGAGACCUGACAUCUCUUCCAGAGGCAAGCAGUCCAGACCCCUGCUAAGUCUCCAGGGAGGAAGGGUUUGACAACAUUACUGAGUGCAAGUAUGGAAAACACUUGGGACUGAGUGAAUCAAACGACAAACUGAUUUGUUAUUACUCCACAUACCUGGUGUACCACCUGUGAAAUGCUGAUCUUCCACAGCAAUCGCGACAGAGCAUCUACAGCGGCAUUCCUUUGCAAUAGUGCCUGGAAGCUGGGAUGGAUGAACCGAUGCUAACAGGUUAAGCAUAGAAGUACACCUUGGCUGGGAAUGGCCCUUUUAGUCACAAAGCUCCCUCUGCCCUGUUCUAGGAAGGGACUGUCUACACCUCCAACGUCUAUAAACAUCAGUGAAUUGGCCAGCAAUGCUGUCAGUCUAUGGAUGAGCAGAGUAGACUGGGUUCCUAGCUAAAACCCCACCAUCCGUAGCAGAGUUCCCAGUGUCACAAAUGGAGUCUGAGCCACAGGAGACUCUGGCCUGCUUUGUCACAUGAACCGACACAUACAAUGUGACUUAACAUGAUCUAGUAGGCAAAAUAGCUCAUUUGCCAUCCGUGGCUGGUAAAGUGGUGGUUACAAGAUUAAAAAAUAAAAAUAAAGUCAGUGGAUCUGCUAGACAAGUUGUUACUAUUCCAGUUACUGCAGGCACCAGGUUUUCCCCUCUUGGCUUUGUGCUUAAUCUUGGUGUGCCACCAUUGGCAGCUGCCCCACCAUCUACUUGUGCAUGUUUUAAGCCGUUGUGUAGCUCAUCACAGCUCUUGGCUAGUGUGAGCACAGCUUAAUGGGAGAGGCCGGUACAACUAAGAUCAGAGAGGGGUUGAGUGCCCUCCUCUCCCAUUGAAGUGAAUUUGUGUCGUGGGUACUUCAUAAAGGACACCUGGCUGACUUCCUUCGAGCCAGCCAUGGUAAACUAUAACAUUUCUAAAAGGUUAGGAACUAACGUGCUAAACUGCCAGCAUGUAAAGAGAGCAAUCAAAGAGGAUGGAAUCAGAGUACUAAAUUACCUCUGUGCAUCAGACUUCAGCAGACGACGAUUUUUGAUAGGUAGAAAUGCCUGUCUCAGUGUUGCUUGGUACAGGUACUGAAAAAGGGCCAUCGCUGUGACAGGGUAUCCAUAAAAAGAUGAGUGAGAAAAUUAAAUUGCACAGAGGAUGUAAAGAAUAAAGCAGCUGAUCUGCUACUAUGUUUAUUUAAAAUCAUCUACAUUACAAGACAACCAGAGAAUGGCUAACCCCGAACCCAGCCUUUAAGGAAGCAAUAAAUAAAACCAGUGGAACUGACUGCUGCAAGGUGGUGUUGACACCUCUUAAGUCUCCAAACCAGGAUUAGUGCUCAGGUGAACAAGAACAUGCAUUCUGAUACCAUAGUAGUCACUACUGGGUCCAGUUGGCCCACCUUGAUAAUCACUACAAAAGGUCCCCCUCCCCCGCUCUCCUGCUAGUAAUAGCUCACCUUUCCUGAUCAGUCUUGUUACAGUCUGUGUUGUAACAGCCAUUGUUUCAUGUUCUCUGUGUAUAUAAAAUCUCCUCACGAUAUUUUCCACUGUAUGCAUCCGAUGAAGUGAGCUGUAGCUCAUGAAAGUUUAUGCUCUAAUAAAUUUGUUAGUCUCUAA